Topomyia yanbarensis is the source of this 5473-nucleotide messenger RNA. Its product is annotated as zinc finger protein 91-like. Bases 273 to 4919 code for a protein of 1548 amino acids. The record is from RefSeq and is a predicted model, not a curated record. The transcript has 10 exons. Gene Ontology annotation, molecular function: zinc ion binding. Gene Ontology annotation, cellular component: nucleus. Lineage: Eukaryota; Metazoa; Arthropoda; Insecta; Diptera; Culicidae.
AAAACAAAUAAUCUCAAACGUUAAUCCCGAUCAAAACAAAAAACACCACAAGGCACGGGCUGAUGAACUAACCGGCUAUCCCGCCUGCUGAGAUUGACCCGCUGCAAAUGCAAUCGUAGGGGUGGACUGUCAAAUUGACGUUAAAGAAGCAGAUGGAUUUAUGGUUAUUGUCACCUAUCCAACCAAAACAGAGGAGAAGAAGAAGAAGAUAAUAACAAUCAUACAGUAUAGUCAAUCACAAUAUUCUCAAUCAAGCAUACUCAGUAACAAGAAUGGAUAUCGCGAGCAUCAAACAACCACCGAUAUGCCCUCCAACGUUGGAAUGCUGCCGAUGCUGUCUGGUAGAGUUGGGUGAAAUGUGCUCCGUGUUCUUGAUUGUGGAUGAUUUUGAGGACAAAAUAAGUGAUAUGCUGAGAAAAUGCACCGGUAUUUCAGUCACACCUGGUGAUGCCUUCUCGAAGAACAUCUGCAGAAAUUGUUUGGAUGAUCUGAUUUGCGCUGAAUAUUUUAGAAAGCGUUGUCGGAAUUCCGAUGAGUUUUUAAGCAGUCAGCUGGAAGUCGUAGCUUCGGAGAAAGCUAUCACAUUUCAACAGAUUUGUCCUGAACAGCAACUAAAUGAUAAUCUUGGCGAUGUGCAGGAAACUGAGAAUCAGUUGGAAUAUUCGGAUCAUGACCAAAAGAUAGCUUUUCUCGAGAGCGAUCCACUCAACUUACGGAAAACAUCUGAGCAUAAGAGCGAUGCUGCCGUGUUCAAUCGGAACGAUGAACAAAAGUACAAAGAUGAAAUUGACGAUGGUGAACUUCCAAGGGUUGAGGCGUGCAACGUUAGUAUCAACACUGGCGAGGCACUUUACAUAUGUGACAUCUGCGGCAAAACAUAUAUCCGGGAACGUAAUCUAAAGGAUCACAAACGCAUACACACCGAGGAUCGGCCGUACAAGUGUGAAAUAUGUGGACAAGGUUUUUCCAGCUCUUCGCAUCUCUACCAACACAGGAAAACCCACAACGGUUCGAAACUCGCUUGGACAUGCGAAAUCUGUGGUAAGCAAUUUUUCAACUGGGAUAGCGUGGCAUCGCAUAGAAAAAGCCAUAACAGGAAAAAACGCAUAGCUUCGGUUGAAUGUGACAUAUGUGGCAAAAAAUGCUUUGAUAACUAUGAUCUCAAGUGUCACGUGCGCACCCACACGGGUGAACGACCGUUCAAGUGUGACCUAUGUGGCAAAGGAUUCUCCAGAUCCUACAUUCUGGCGGAGCACAUCCGUACCCAUACGGGAGAAAAGCCAUUCGGAUGUGACCUAUGUGAUAAGCGGUUCGCGCGAAGUGGCGCUCUGAAUAUGCACAAACGUGUUCAUGAACUGGUACUGGCUACCGAAACAUGUGAAAGAUUGGAAAACAAUGAUGAACCCGGGGAAAAGGAAUCGAUUCGUGCGACUGAAUAUCAAUCCCUAACCGGACAUGAUGAUAUGGAAAUGAUUGCUUUUAAGGAAGAAAUAUGCGUCUCUGAUAGUGAACUCAUGCCCGCCCUGAAUGAACCCUUUGCCGCAUAUCUCACAAAUGUGCGGCCGCUCGCUCGUGUGAAUACGUACAUGUUGUGUCAGCUGGCUCUUCUCGAUAAACGCUUUGCCGCAUACCUUGCAAACGUGGGGUUUCUCUCCGGUAUGGAUACGCCUAUGCAACAUCAGAUAGCUAUUGCUGCGGAAUUGCUUACCGCAGAAAUCACAUUUGUGUGGCCGUUCGUCCGUGUGGUUACGCUUAUGUCGCAUCAAUGCAGUGUUGUCCGAAAAGCCUCUUCCGCAGAGCUCACAUUUGUGCUGCUGACCGUCGGUAUGUUUUCGCCGAUGCUGUGUGAGAUGACUACUUCGAAGGAACUGUUUACUGCAGAGAUCACAUUUAUAUGGGCGUUCACCGGUCCCAGAUUUAAACUAUUAAAGUAUGCGAUAAAAGGAUUGGUUAUCCCACUCAUCCUAGUAGAGCAUAAAAUCAUAGCUAUGGAAACAUUGCUUGAUGUCAAAGAUGAAAACAGCAGGAGUGAGUCCUUUCGUGAGCAACACCGGCCCGAUUUACCGGACUUUGUGUCACACGGACACUUUCUCGACCGUUUCUCAUGCGAUGCUUGUAUCAACGGGUUGAACUGUAAGGACCAUCCAGUCGGAGAGGAACAUGAUACCGAAGUAUACGAUACGAGCAAAUGUCCAAAGGAACCCCUCGUUCAAAGAAAGAAAAAAAAGUUCAGCUGUGAUUUGUGCGACAAAAAGUUUACAGAAAACCGCUCUCUAAUAAUUCAUAUGCGCAAUCACACCGGAGAACGACCAUUUUCCUGUGAUGUUUGUGGCAAAGCGUAUACCAAUGGCAAGGGCCUCAAGCGACACCGUGUAACCCACACCGAAGAACGAUCACAGAGAUGUGAAAUAAAACAAUCGUUCACCUGCGAAUUGUGUGACAAAGAGUUCACAGAAAACCGCUCUUUAGUUGAUCACCUACGUAUCCACAACGGCGAACGACCUUUUACGUGCGACGUUUGUGGUAAAGCGUUUACUAAUGGCAAAGGCCUUCGACGGCAUCGAUUAAUACACACCGACCAACGUCCCUAUAAAUGUGAGCUUUGUGGCAAAGGAUUCAUCGAAAAAAAUCCAUUUCGCAGUCACAUGCGUGUUCACGCCGGUGAAAAGUCGCAUCAGUGUACGGUUUGCAGCAAGGAAUACUUUUCCAUAGCUGGCUUAAAGCAACACAUGGGUAUCCAUACUGGUGAGCGGGAACUCAAAUGUGAUGCUUGUGGAAAACAGUUUGUCGAAGUAUGUGACCUCCGAAAACACAAACGUAGCCACGCUGGCGAACUGCUAUAUAAAUGCGAAAUAUGUGACAAAAAAUUUUCACUCAAAGUUCACCUCGUUCAGCAUAGUACCUCACAUGGUCAAGAUGUUAAUAAGACAAAACCGGAAGUGAAACGAGCAUAUGUUUGCAGCACUUGCGGAAUGUGUUUUCUUACUAACAGCAAUCUUCGACAGCACAAGCUCAUCCACACCGGGGUGAAACCGCACCGUUGUGAAAUAUGCGGUAAGGGAUUUACUCUCGGGCACCACCUCACGUAUCAUAUGCGUAUCCACACAGGCGAACGACCGAUCAAGUGCAGUCUUUGCUCAAAAACGUUUCUUAACGACAGCCAACUUACGCAACAUCUGCGAAGCCAUACCGACGAGCGACCAUUCGUUUGCGACGUGUGUGGCAAAGAGUUCAAAUUUAAGGAUCAUCUCAAGCACCACAGUAGGAUUCAUACCGGUGAACGGCCGUACAAGUGCGACAUAUGUGGGUACGAUUCAUCCAGAAGCUCGGAUUUGAAAAGGCACUUGAUGAAGCACAAACUAAAAGAAAACGAUUCCACGGAGGAACAGCAGGUCAGUGUGAAUUGUAUGAAGGUUGAAGACAUCGCAAAUAACGUAAUGGAGCAAGCAGCAAGUGACUUCAAAACGCCCAUCAGUGAACCUUCACAGCGAUCACUUAAAAUGGAACCUGGAGCCACCGAUGGAUAUCAAGAACCGCCAGAGCUAUUAGCUUUGAGGAAUAUGCUGGGAGAUGCCGAUGAGUCUGAAACUGACCAGGAUGAAGCGAAAGUUGAUCAGGAUGAGGCAACUAAAACUGACUAUGAUGAAGCGAAAACCGACCAGGAUGAAGCUAAAGUUCGCACUAAACCCUUGAACAAACCCAAGCGGCGCAAAAUAAAUUGCGAAAUAUGUAACAAAGAAUUAGCCUCAAAAGCCUACCUUCAUAAACAUAUGCUAAUUCACACCGGAGAACGGCCACAUCAAUGUGACCUGUGUGGUAAAAGCUUUACUAUCAAGAAAACAUUGCAACGACAUGCCUUUAUUCACAAUAAAGAGUUCCCGUUCAAGUGUGAUGUCUGUGGCAAAGGAUUUACGGAAAGAUCACUACUGAAGUACCAUUCCGGUGUUCAUUCGGAUGAGCUGAAUUACAAGUGUGAUGUAUGCGACAAGGCAUUUCGUAGUAUCUAUGUGUGGAAGCGGCACCUAGCUAUCCACCAGGAACGGACGAAUAAGUGCGAAGUAUGUGGGAAAGGAUUCAUCGGAAAGUAUGAUCUGCUGAAACACACUCGUGUUCAUACCGGAGAACGUCCCUAUAAAUGUGACUUCUGUGGCAAACAAUUUGUUGAAAGUUGUCACCUCUCGCGGCAUGAGAAAAUCCAUACUGGAAACCGACCGCACGAAUGCGACGUAUGUAAGAAAAAAUUCAUUGAAAAGACGCAACUACAAAUUCAUAUGAGGAGGCACACCGGUGAACGACCUUAUGGAUGCGAUAUUUGUAGCAAAUCGUUUAUUGAGAAGAUGGAACUACAAAUUCAUAUGAGAAGACACACGGGCGAGCGGCCGUAUGAAUGCGAGAUUUGUGGUAAAAAGUUCGUAUCAGCCAGCUUUCUCGUGAAACACAUUAAAUGUCAUGAUAACCCUCGGACACACGAGUGUGAUAUUUGUGGUAAAAAAUAUAUCCUGGCCAGCCAGUUAGACUCCCACAAACAUAUCCACUUUAACAACUGGUGUCACAUUUGUGACGAAAAAUUCAACUCGCAAGUGGAGCUUGUAAACCACAAACGUGCCGCGCAUAGUGACAACAAACGCUUCGAAUGCGAUAUAUGCGGAAGACGAUUAGUCACUAAACAUACGCUUCAGAAUCAUCGUCGGACCCAUACGGGUGAACGACCGUUUCGCUGUGAUGUAUGCGGGGAAUCAUUCAUCCGGAAAGAGCUACUUAAGAAGCAUUCAAAUGUGCAUAAUCAGAUGGAAAUUGUGGACGCAUUUAUGAAAGCAAACGGAGGACAGACGACUGAUCAACCAGAGCAACAAUUGGGCAGUCCAGAAGCCGAAGAGGAGGAUGUUGUGCUUGACGUAAAAGAGGAACCACUUUGUUAGCGGUUACUCCUGCCAUUAGAAGCGUUUGAAUACAUAUUUAUGCAGAAGGAAAAUAAUCUAAAACUCACAAAAUCAUGCAAUCUGGUAUUACAAACGAUGUUCGGUUUGAGAACUCGCUUUGAGGAAAGAGCUCAUAAUCGAUGUCGCUUAUGCUAUGCUUAUGCAAGGGCUAAAUAAUCUACAAAUUUGAGAUAUUCUAUCAAUAAAAAAUGAAUUCAGCACGUUUUCUUAAAAAGGGCGAUACUAGCAGUGACGUCAUUCUAAAGAAAUUAGCAGAAUACAUUCUAUUUAAGGUGUUGCAUACCUUCUUAUUUUUCAAAAAAUCGAAAUUUUUUAUUACUUUAUCUGAGAGUACAACUCCUUGAGAAUAUUUUCCAAUUUGUUUUUAUAUAGAUCCGAGAAAUAGAUCAAAAGAGUUUCAAGCACGCUUCGUGUACCAAGAGCUAGUGAUUACCGAAAAACUACUCAACCGAUUUUCUUUUCAAUUGAUCGCAAUUUAUUUUUCUCGUGCCUUAAUGAUUCCUUUUUUAUGCAUAAAUUUUUGUAGAUGAGAA